This is a messenger RNA of Macroventuria anomochaeta, 1090 nucleotides long. RefSeq names its product S1/P1 nuclease. The record is from RefSeq and is a predicted model, not a curated record. Bases 16 to 987 code for a protein of 323 amino acids. The transcript has 2 exons. NCBI's taxonomy places the organism in Eukaryota, Fungi, Ascomycota, Dothideomycetes, Pleosporales, Didymellaceae. Gene Ontology annotation, biological process: DNA catabolic process. Gene Ontology annotation, molecular function: nucleic acid binding; endonuclease activity.
ACAGUCCUGGCCGGCAUGGCUGCUGCGCCCUCAGCCUAUGCAUGGGGCUCGCUCGGCCACACUACGGUGGCAUACAUUGCACAAAACCUUGUCUCGCAGGAUACCAAGAAGUUUGCUCAGCGUAUCUUGAAUGAUACCUCGGCUUCUUACCUGGCGAAUGUUGCUACAUGGGCUGACAACUACCGCUACACUACCGAAGGAGCCUUCAGCGCGCCCCUCCAUUACAUCGACGCCCUAGACAGCCCGCCCAAGCAAUGCAACGUUAACUACGAACGCGACUGCCCGGAAGAAGGAUGCAUUGUCAGCGCCAUCGCCAACUACUCGACCCGCGCCGUCACCAAGGACGUCGGCCUCGCCGAGCAGCAAAAAGCGCUCAAGUGGGUGAUCCACUUCGUCGGCGACAUCCACCAGCCGCUGCACGUCGAGAACCUCGAGGUUGGCGGCAACUUCAUCAAUGUGACCUUCAACGGCGCCCGCACGAAUCUGCACGCUGCGUGGGACACCGCUAUUCCUCAGAAACUGAUCGGCAACUUUUCGCUUGCUACUGCUGAGAAGUGGGCUGCCAACCUAACCAACGAGAUCAAGCGCGGUACUUAUAAGAAGGAGAGCAAGGCCUGGUCCAAGGGUCUCAAAGCCAAGAAGCCUGUUGAUAGCGCUAUGGUGUGGGCGUCCGAUGCGAAUAGCCUUGUUUGCAGCACCGUUGUGCCCCACGGCCCUGAUGCGGUGCGCAACCAAGAGAUUAGCGGUGCUUACUAUGAGACUGCUAUCCCGGUUGUGACGAAGCAAAUUGCCAAGGCAGGUUUCCGUUUGGCAGCGUGGCUUGAUGCCAUCGUUGAGAAUGCCGGCAAGGAUGUGAUCAAGGGCGACGAUGGAAAGUACGGUCUGAGCAAGAGGGAGUUCAAGUUUGCGGACUGGCAGCUGGAGGCUAAAGCUAAGCGUGCCGCCUUUGGAGAUGACUGUGGUUGUGGUGCGGAUCACGCUCACUAAACUUGAGUUGAUCGAAAAGUGUGUUUGAGCCGAGUUGAGCGUGGCGUUGGCGGUGCAAGGAGCUGGCCUGGUGGCUUACAGUGUUAUGUCUGAAUGAAAGGCG